Messenger RNA from Chrysochloris asiatica (Cape golden mole), 1012 nucleotides. RefSeq names its product neuroblastoma 1, DAN family BMP antagonist (gene NBL1). The transcript has 4 exons. NCBI's taxonomy places the organism in Eukaryota, Metazoa, Chordata, Mammalia, Afrosoricida, Chrysochloridae. The record is from RefSeq and is a predicted model, not a curated record. Gene Ontology annotation, biological process: animal organ morphogenesis. Bases 178 to 720 code for a protein of 180 amino acids. Gene Ontology annotation, molecular function: receptor ligand activity; BMP binding.
UUUACAAGCCCCAGCAAAGGGGGCAGCUGCUUGCCCUGGAGGGACCGUGGGGUUGGCGGGCAUCAGGGGAGAAGGGCACGUUUGCAGGCUUGCUGAGGUCCUCCCGCAGCUGGAGGCCGCCAGCCUGUAACUAUAGGAACCCCAGGAAAACAGAGGACUCUGGAGGCCACAGGCACGAUGCUUCGGGUCCUGGUGGGGGCUGUCCUCCCCGCCAUGCUGCUGGCUGCCCCUCCGCCUAUCAACAAGCUGGCCCUAUUCCCAGACAAGAGUGCCUGGUGUGAGGCCAAGAACAUCACCCAGAUUGUGGGCCACAGCGGCUGUGAGGCCAAGUCCAUCCAGAACAGAGCGUGCCUAGGACAGUGCUUCAGCUACAGCGUCCCCAACACCUUCCCGCAGUCCACAGAGUCCCUGGUGCACUGUGACUCCUGUAUGCCGUCCCAGUCCAUGUGGGAGAUUGUGACCUUGGAGUGCCCCGGCCAUGAGGAGGUACCCCGGGUGGACAAGCUGGUGGAGAAGAUCCUACGCUGCAGCUGCCAGGCAUGCGGCAAGGAGCCCAGCCACGAGGGCCUGAGUGUCUACGUGCAGGGCGAGGAUGGGCCAGGUGCCCAGCCUGCUGCCCACCCCCACCCCCACUCGCAUCCCCAUCCUGGUGCGCAGACCCCUGAGCCUGAGGAUCCCCCGGGAUCACCCCACACUGAGGAAGAGGGGGCUGAGGACUAAGGCCCCGACUCUUCCUCCCCUUUCGUCCCCCUGUGGAAUGUUGGGUCUAACCCUCUGGGGAGAAGUGUGUGUGGGGGGCAGACUGAAGCCCUCCUCUGGCACCAGAUGGACUUGGAUUCAGACUUGGACUUGGAAUGCUGCCCAGUUGCCAUGGAGAUCUGAAGGGGAGGGGUAGGAGUCAAGCUGCACAUUUUAAUAUAUUCAAGAGUUGGGGGGUGGAUGCAGAGGUCUUCAGAGUGUUUUUGGUGGUUGAGGGGGAAUCCUCUUCCUUUCUGCCUCCUAGAGAUGUGCC